This is a messenger RNA of Trichogramma pretiosum, 814 nucleotides long. RefSeq names its product 39S ribosomal protein L20, mitochondrial (gene mRpL20). The transcript is spliced from 4 exons. Gene Ontology annotation, biological process: ribosomal large subunit assembly; translation. NCBI's taxonomy places the organism in Eukaryota, Metazoa, Arthropoda, Insecta, Hymenoptera, Trichogrammatidae. The record is from RefSeq and is a predicted model, not a curated record. Gene Ontology annotation, cellular component: ribosome. Gene Ontology annotation, molecular function: structural constituent of ribosome; rRNA binding. The coding region runs from base 255 to 695 and encodes 146 amino acids.
UUUAUUUACUUUUGUACUUCACUAAUAAGUCUUGGCAUUCUCGGUCCUUUUUGUAAUAAUAGAACUGAAUUUCAAAGAAUUAAAUUUUAUGACAAACUAAAACUAAUACAAGACACUGCCAAAUAAUCAAAUUAUACUCAUACCCAUAAAAUAAAUUUUAUACUUGUCUAAUAGAAGGAUACAACUGAUCCUUGAUUGAUUGAGGCUGUACAAUGAAUUAUGAAUAAAAUUUGACAACAACUUAAUUCAUCAACAUGGUUUUCCAAACUUUAGCACUCAUGACUAGAGCUAGAGGCCCUGAUGAAUUCUGGCGGAAAAGAAGAAUAUUUCGAUUGAGUUCUCAUUUCAGAGGACGAUUCAGAAAUUGUUACAGUAUGGCUAUUCGAGCUGUACACAGAUCUCUGCAAUUUGCGACCAAAGGCAGAGAUGCAAAGUACGACAUAAUAAGACAGAUUUGGAUGAAUAGAAUUGAUUCUGCAGCAAUGGAACAUGGCCUUACUUACAAAGGUGUAAAAGAAGGUUUGACACGAUCUGAAAUUCAUUUAAAUCAUAAAAGUCUAGCUGAUUUAGCUGUUUGGGAGCCCAGAACUUUUAAAUCUCUUGUCAACAUAGCUCAUGAGAGGGUCAAACAGGACGGGCUCAGGAUGAUGGGUUAUUUAAAAGCACCUGCGCUUGUUUUAAGCAAAGGAAAAUGAAAUGAAUUGUACAUUAGCUUAUAGUUUGUUGAAGCAAUGAAUGCUAUCAAUGCUCUUGUUCAUUACUUGUACGAUAGUUUCAUCAUUUAAAUAUAAGAUAAACUUUGUUAUUUAUUGAA